AUGUCUUCGCUUACCCCACAAUAUUUGGACGGAUUGAUUUUCAAAUGGCGUCAAUUCAUACCUCCAAACGUCCCUCAGAACCGAGACAGCCUAGCAGCUUUUGCGUACAGCUUGGAAUACCCUGGAAUGGUGUUACAGCUCGGGCCUGAGGGAUACAUCACCCCUGAAGUCCGCCUGGACAAUUUUGCGGAAGCUCACCGGCUGGCUGCGGGCAACCACCCUAAUCGUGCUCCAAACGCCUAUUCGGUUGCGUAUUCAAAAACCCAUACCAGCGCAAUCCAACAUGCAUAUGGUACUUCUGCUCUGCACGGCAGAACCCACCCCCCCCUUACAUCAGAAGAGGAUCAAGAGUUGAAGAAUUAUCGUAAUCAACAAGCAUUCACAUACUUCAAUAUGCCAGUUCCAGCAUCACUGAUGGAUUACCCAAUUACUCAAUGUGCUGAGUACAUGAGUUUACCGCCAGUAUUGCAGGCAGCAACGGAGGUAGUUGGAUCUGUCCAAGUCACAAUGGUAAUGAUUCACAGAAAAAACGAGAAAGAUAUGCCUAUGUGCCUAAACUGUCAAGCCUACGCAUGA
Molecule: messenger RNA, 576 nt
Organism: Laccaria bicolor S238N-H82
Lineage: Eukaryota; Fungi; Basidiomycota; Agaricomycetes; Agaricales; Hydnangiaceae
Exons: 2
Coding region: 1-576 (191 amino acids)
Source: RefSeq, a predicted model, not a curated record